Molecule: messenger RNA, 1556 nt
Organism: Vanessa atalanta (red admiral)
Lineage: Eukaryota; Metazoa; Arthropoda; Insecta; Lepidoptera; Nymphalidae
Product: frequenin-1
Exons: 9
Coding region: 435-998 (187 amino acids)
Molecular function (GO): calcium sensitive guanylate cyclase activator activity; calcium ion binding
Source: RefSeq, a predicted model, not a curated record
CUCGCGCACGGACCGGUCCCAGCGUCACCUCGCACGCUCUGUCGAAAUCGCACCCUAGGCGCAUUGCCACCGAACGCGAACCGCGAGACCGCUCGUCCGACGCGCCGCGUCUACCCCGCUUCGUCGUCGAAAUAGCUUUUGUUCGAAAAACCGACGCUCUUAACUUUAACAUAGUUGUUGGUUAUCUCUUCGCUGAAGGCGAAACGUAAAGAUCGUCAAAGAAUAGGAGUGUGACCGUGAAAACGUAUCGUAGUGGUUUCUGUGAGGGUGAUGGCGUACGCAUGUGCAUUCUAUCCUGGAGGGUAGUCUGAAUAGUCGCACGAGAAGGUCAUCUCAGACAUAAGGCGGCUGAAUAAUAUGUAAUAACUCGCUGAACCGUGAUCUUACAUAUUACUUCGCCUAAGCGGCAGCGACUGACUUAAGCCACCAAAACCAUGGGCAAGAAGAACUCGAAACUAAAACAAGACACGAUCGACAGGCUGACUAACGCAACAUACUUUACCGAGAAAGAAAUAAGGCUCUGGCAUAAAGGAUUCUUAAAGGACUGCCCGAAUGGUUUGCUUACUGAACAGGGCUUUAUUAAGAUCUAUAAACAGUUCUUCCCUCAAGGUGACCCGAGCAAAUUCGCUUCGCUGGUCUUUCGGGUCUUCGACGAAAAUAAUGACGGGUCUAUCGAGUUCGAAGAGUUUAUUAGAGCUCUCUCGGUGACGUCACGCGGUAAUCUAGACGAGAAAUUACAUUGGGCAUUCCGUUUAUACGAUGUUGACAACGACGGCUACAUAACAAGAGAUGAAAUGUACAACAUAGUCGACGCGAUCUAUCAGAUGGUUGGUCAAACACCACAGCCGGAAGAUGAGAACACUCCGCAGAAACGCGUCGACAAAAUCUUCGACCAGAUGGACAAGAACCACGAUGACCGUCUCACCCUCGAGGAAUUCCGCGAGGGCAGCAAGGCCGACCCGCGCAUUGUUCAGGCGCUCUCACUUGGAGGCGAUUAAUCGACGAUCAUCCUCUCGCCGGAUUUCUCAUUAUUCCCUGAAGAUUAAAACGUCUUUACUUUAAUUUUUUUACGGAAAACUUUAUUGUAUGUCUAACUUUUGUUCACUUCUCGUUUUUAAUGAAGUCUGUUCUAUUUUAAAUUUCUAACAAACUUAUCUAACUCUGAGUUUGCCAAUAAAAAAAUAGCAUGUGGCAAUCAAUAAGAUUUCAAAAUACUGAAUUAACCCAUUACAUACCUACCCAUAUUUCAGAACAUUAUAUCCAUAUGCAUUAAUUUAUGUUUUUUUAAAAAGUUAACGUAACUGUUUGCCAAAAAUUGACGAAUAGAAUAAUUGACCAAUUAAGAGGUCGAUUAUUACAGCUGCGGCAAUGUAAAAAAUCUGAUACUAGGCACCAUGCCAAUUGGAUAACCGGUUCUUAGCUUUUCAUCUGCACGAGCCAAGAACCUUGAUAUUUUACUUUCAAAAUAUUUCAUAUUAACUUUAUAUUUUGCUUUGGCAUCAUUUAGAAAUGAAUUUGAUUAAUCUUAGUAUAAUUUGAUUCCAGAUAAAAACUGA